AAGAAUAACGAUGACGUAAGAUUUUUAAGCUAUGUAAAGAUGUAUUGUUUCUCCUGAUGUAUUUAAAAUUAUAUUCCCGAUGUAUUGUUUCUCCUGAUGUAUUUAAAAUUGUUUUAAAGCAGAUUGAAAAUAUGUCCACAUGUAUGCGAUAAUUGUAUUUGUCAUUUUGUAUGUUUAUUAUUUAAAUAAAAUUUACAGCAUAUAAUUCAAAACAUCGAACACAUAUUUUGCCGUAUGGUCGCGCACACACGCGCGUAAGAUGAUGCGCACACUUUGCUUUCCUUUGCUGGGUAAUCCCAGUCUCGUGGCAACCAGUGUGGAUCACAGUAGUAGUGAAUAAGUAUUGAGCUCUAUGAAAAAACGUGUCAGAUAACGAUUGUUAAUUUUCCGUUUACAAAGUGCUUGAUCAUGCGGUGGAUUGUUACACGAAUCGCCAUUCUUUUUACGGUCGUUUGCAAUUCCAUCAAUUCUGGAUAUGCACAAUCAGGCGCAGUUAAUCCUGGCUGUGGGCUAGAGAUGUUUCAAUGUCACGACGGAGAAUGUAUAGCAGGUGAAUUAUUAUGCGAUGGUAAAGCAAACUGUAAAGAUCAAUCCGACGAGACAGUGACCGAGUGCACAAAAAUGGAGAUUCUAUGUCCUGAUUAUGCCUUUCGGUGUAAAUAUGGUGCAUGUGUAAACGGCGAUGCCGUUUGUAAUGGCAUCAAGGAUUGCAUCGAUAAUAGCGACGAAACGCUGCCCCAAUGCACGACAGGCAUAAAUAAUCAAACAAAUAUACAAUGUAAAACAAAUGAAUUUAUGUGUGACAAUGGAGAAUGCAUUCGCAAUAUUUACGUAUGUGAUGGAAUACCCCAGUGUACAGAUGAAUCCGACGAAGUAUCUGCAAGAUGUGGAUCGGUUGCUUGUUCAUCAGCGGCUUUCCGUUGCGCUUAUGGAGCUUGUAUUGACGGCGAUAAACGAUGUAACCAAAUAAAUGAUUGUGCCGAUGGAUCCGACGAGGAUGUAAGAUUGUGUGGUGGAACCAAAUGGCCAUCACCGUUCACAACAGUAACGACACCAAUAAUAAAACCGACAGAACGAACAACUUCGCUUCCUCCUGUAACACCAAGCGCAAGAUUUUGUAAAACGCCUUCGCAGCCACCAAAUGGUCAUUGGAAACUACAUCGAUCGCAUAUCGAUUGUAUGCGUGAUCAGGAUUGUGAUAUUCCAGAAGGAAUGGAAUUGCAGUCAGGAUCUUAUCUCGUCUACUCUUGUAAUCAGGGUUAUGAAAUAAAAGGUCCUACCUUUGUUAGCUGUAGUCUCGAAGGAAAAUGGCUCAAUAUACCAACUUGUGCAGAAAUACGCUGUGAAGCUUUAAGUACGGCAUCGGUUGAGGCUAGAUGUAUACACAACGGCAAUUGGGUGUCAUGCGAAUCUCCGGUUUCGCCAAGAACAACAGCGACGUUGGCUUGCCGAAACAGUUAUCGGCGUGAAAGUUUACUUUCAAGACAAAGAGAUCGUGUAACCUGUAAUGAGAACGGUCAAUGGGAACCAGAGCCUAUACAAUGCGUUCCAGUUUGCGGUAUACUACCCCCUGAUGUUAUACCGCUCAUUGUAAAUGGCGUACGGCCCAAUAUCACGGAAUUCCCAUGGCAUGCUUCUAUGUAUCUUGAAACACAAAACGGCACUAAGGAAUAUUUCUGCGGUGCUUCCAUUAUUCAAGAGAAUCUUCUGAUAACAGCAGCUCAUUGUGUAUACGACGAGGUUACUAAGAAAAUUAUAAGAAACCCUAAACUGAUACAUAUAUUAACGGGCAAUGUUUUUCGCGAUUUCGAUUUUCCCUGGCACGAUCAACGACUUGUCAGAAAGGGUCAGGUGAAGAAUAUUUACAUUUCAUGCAAUUAUUUAGGGCUCAUAGGAAAUUAUGUAUCGGAUAUCGCAAUAUUGGAACUUGUUGAACCAUUUGUAUUGUCCACCUGGCUGGUCCCUAUAUGUAUAGAUCCUUUUUCAUAUGGCGAUAGAGUUGUAUUGGAAGCAGGUGUUUAUGGGAAAGUGGCGGGGUUUGGCAGAACAGCAAUGAGCGAAUCCAGUGCAAUAUUACAAGCUUUAACAGUGCCAUAUGUUCCGUAUAACCAAUGCAAGUCCGCAAGUCAAAAUUCAGAAAAACAAAAAUAUAUCACUAUCGACAAGUUUUGCGCAGGCUAUACAAAUGGUUCAUCUGUUUGUAAUGGUGAUAGUGGCGGAGGACUAGUUUUUAAAACCGGAGAAUUGUGGUACCUGCGAGGUGUUGUUAGUGUUGCUCUUAAUACAAUAGAGCAAGGUGCAUCUACUUAUUGUGAUAAUAACGUGUACUCCUUAUAUACACGAAUAUCCAGUCAUGUUAGUUGGAUAGAAGAUGUAAUUGAGAGAUUAGGCCAAAAAGGACAAUAUCCGUUAUGUCCGGAUAAAUUUUGAAUACUACAAUAUGUUUCAUAUAUUGAUUUUCUAUUUUUCCAAUAAGAUUGCCUAUUAUUUCUAUAAUUCAUAUAUCGUUAUCAUAUACACAUUAAUGCAGCAACUAUCGAAUUAAAAAAUAAACGUUAAUCUUUUACAGAAACAUACAUUGUUAAUAAUUUCUUAUAAAUAUUUCUUAUAAAAAAAUAACUGGUUGUACAAAGUUACAAGUACAAUUUUGUUACAUGGAACAUAAUUAAUGUGUCUUUACUUA
Molecule: messenger RNA, 2683 nt
Organism: Dinoponera quadriceps
Lineage: Eukaryota; Metazoa; Arthropoda; Insecta; Hymenoptera; Formicidae
Product: limulus clotting factor C-like
Exons: 8
Coding region: 409-2430 (673 amino acids)
Biological process (GO): proteolysis
Molecular function (GO): protein binding; serine-type endopeptidase activity
Source: RefSeq, a predicted model, not a curated record